GAGGGGAGGCACCGCUCGCGACGAGAGUUGGUAGGAGCGACGACGAAUCGCCGGGCAGUAGCAGUAGCGAUACGGUAGUGGGACCGCUGGGACGGGGUGUGCGUGUAUGCGUCGUGCGUGCGUACGGAGCCGAGGAGCCGAGAUAUAUCCAGUGCGCGUCGCGGAAGCGGGAGAGCAUUCGCCGCGGCGGCGUUGAUGCUUCAUUGUCGCGGUGUCGAGAAGCGGACGGAUCGAGGCGCGUGAGAGCAGAAGGAGGAAGAGAGCGUCGCCGUCGUCGCGCUCGUCGAGCGGGAUCGGCGGACUUGACGCGGUCGUCGUCGUCGCCGUCGCGUCUGUGCGAUAGUCGUGCUCGUGCCGAGUCGGUGCCGAGAAGCGUGUUCGCUGGGGAAUGGCGUCCGACGAGGAGGUGGACGAGAGCUACGCAGGAGAGGAUGACAUGGAUGAGACUGCAGGUCCGAUACCCACUGUGGGUCAGCAGGUAGAUGGCUCAACUGAUGCUGAAGAGUCACAAAGACUAGAGGAAGAUGAUGACUAUGAACCAGAAGAACGAAAAAAAAAGAAGGGAAAAAAGCGAAAAGCACGUAGUGAGGAUAAGAAAGGAAAGAAAAAGAAGAAAAAGAAAAAAUCCGAUUCUGGAGAUGAGAGCGACUUCGGGGGCGGUGAAGCGGGUGGUGACGCGGCAGCCGAAGACAGCGAUUACGCGGUUAACAGAAAGAGCAGGAAAUCGUCGUCGAGGAAAUCUUCCAGUCACAAUGCACCGACCACUCAAAGUCAGGAACCUACGACCGGCAUGCCUACGAUCGAGGAGGUGUGCAACACGUUUGGCUUGACAGACGUACAAAUCGAAUAUUCCGACGCGGAUUUCCAAAACUUGACGACGUAUAAGUUGUUUCAGCAGCACGUCAGACCGCUCUUAGCAAAAGAGAAUCCAAAGGUUCCAAUGUCGAAGCUCAUGAUGUUGGUGGCGGCGAAGUGGCGCGAUUUCUCCGAGCUGAAUCCGCACACGCAACCGGACGCGGACGUCUCGUCUACGAACGUGGACGACGACAGUAGAAAUGCAAGGGCGAAUCGUAGUGGCGCUAUGCAGGAAGCGGAGGAGGAGGAGGAGGAUGACGAGGACAGUGAUCGGAAGAGAAAAUCGCGCGGUUCGAGAGCGAAAAAGGGGAAGAAGGCGUCGAAGGUGCCAACGCUCAAGAUCAAGCUUGGGAAACGUAAACGUGGGAGCUCGGACGAGGAGGCAGAGGGUAGCGCAGCCGGUUCCGCGGCGGAUUCCGACAUGGAGUUUGAGCAGAUGUUGGCCGACGCGGAGGAGACACCCGGCGCCGAGAAUAACAAGGGCAACGUCGAGGAAACCGGUGUCGAACCGCCGGCCGAGCCACCGGUCCGCAGAAAGGCGAAGACCAAAAUCGGCAACAAGACGAAGAAAAAGAAGAAGACGAAAACUACUUCCAAGUUCCCAGAUGGAGAGGAAGGUCUCCAGACUGACCAUCAGGAUUAUUGCGAAGUGUGUCAGCAAGGUGGCGAGAUCAUUUUGUGCGACACGUGCCCCAGAGCGUAUCACUUGGUAUGCCUGGAGCCGGAGUUGGAGGAGACGCCCGAAGGAAAAUGGAGCUGUCCCCAUUGUGAAGGAGAAGGUAUUACAGGCGCAGCGGAGGACGACGACGAGCACAUGGAGUUCUGCCGAGUGUGUAAGGACGGCGGCGAGCUGUUGUGCUGCGAUAGUUGCACGAGCGCGUAUCACACGCACUGCCUGAACCCUCCUCUGUCCGAGAUCCCCGAUGGCGAUUGGAAAUGUCCGAGAUGUUCCUGCCCACCGUUAAAAGGCAAAGUGGCGAAAAUACUAACCUGGAGAUGGAAAGAGUGUUCGGAUACCCCAUCGGAGGAGCCUUCCACGAGCAAGGCCGCACCUAAGCAGAGGAAGGUGCGCGAAUUCUUCGUUAAGUGGGCGGAGUUAUCUUACUGGCAUUGUGACUGGAUAACGGAGCUGCAGCUUGACGUUUUCCAUCCGCUUAUGUACAGGAAUUAUUUCCGUAAAUCCGACAUGGACGAGCCACCAAAGCUGGAGGAGCCGCUGGAUGAAAGUGACUCGCGCGUGAAGCGCUUGAAGGAACAAGACGGUGCGACCAACAGGGACGAGUACAACCUGGAGGAACGUUUCUACCGUUACGGCGUGCGCCCGGAAUGGCUGGUGGUUCACAGAGUGAUCAACCAUCGAUUGCAGAGGGAUGGCAGGGCCCAGUACAUGGUGAAGUGGAGGGAGCUGGGUUACGAUCAGGCGACGUGGGAGGACGAGCACGAGGACAUCCCGGGCUUGAAACAGGCUAUAGAGUAUUAUCUGGACUUGAGAGCCGCGAAUUGCUGCGACGUCACCACCUCGCGCAAGGGGAAGAAGGGUAAAGGAAAGAAAUCGAAGACGCGCGAGCUGAUCGACGACGAGGAGAGGACCCCGAAACGUUACACGCCACCGCCGGACAAGCCCACGACGGAUCUCAAGAAGAAGUACGAGAGACAGCCGGAGUAUCUGGAUCUAACUGGUAUGCAGUUGCAUCCGUACCAACUGGAGGGCUUGAACUGGUUGAGGUACUCGUGGGGCCAGAGCAUAGAUACAAUCUUGGCCGACGAGAUGGGUCUGGGAAAGACGAUUCAGACCAUAACGUUCUUGUACUCGUUGUACAAGGAGGGCCACUGCAAGGGCCCCUUUUUGGUCUCCGUUCCGCUCUCGACCAUCAUCAACUGGGAACGUGAAUUUGAGACUUGGGCCCCUGAUUUCUAUUGCGUCACCUACGUAGGCGACAAGGAAAGCCGUAACGUGAUCCGCGAAAAUGAAUUGUCGUUCGAGGAAGGCGCGGUGCGUAGUGGGCGGGCCUCGAAGAUCCGCGGGUCGUCAAUUAAGUUCAACGUCUUGCUUACGAGCUACGAGUUGAUCUCGAUAGAUUCGGCGUGUUUAGGCUCAAUUGACUGGGCGGUACUGGUCGUCGACGAAGCUCACAGACUGAAAUCCAAUCAGUCCAAGUUUUUUAGAUUGCUAGCGUCUUACAAUAUCGCGUACAAACUUUUAUUGACCGGUACGCCGCUGCAGAAUAAUCUGGAGGAACUGUUCCACUUGCUGAAUUUCUUGUGUCGCGAGAAAUUCAAUGAUCUGGCGGCGUUCCAGAACGAAUUCGCUGACAUUUCGAAGGAGGAGCAAGUGAAGAAGCUGCACGAGAUGCUUGGGCCGCACAUGUUGAGGAGAUUGAAAGCUGACGUAUUAAAGAACAUGCCUAGCAAGUCCGAGUUUAUUGUACGAGUCGAGUUAUCGCCGAUGCAAAAGAAAUAUUACAAGUACAUAUUAACGAGAAACUUCGAGGCUCUGAACCCGAAGGGGGGCGGUCAACAAGUGUCACUGCUGAACAUAAUGAUGGAUCUCAAGAAGUGCUGCAACCACCCGUAUCUGUUCCCCGCUGCGUCGCAAGAGGCACCAACCGGACCGAACGGAAGUUACGAAACGUCGGCGCUGAUUAAAGCGGCCGGCAAACUGGUUUUACUGAGCAAGAUGCUGAAGAAAUUACGCGACGAUGGACACAGAGUCCUUAUAUUUUCUCAAAUGACCAAGAUGUUGGAUAUUCUCGAGGAUUAUUUGGAGGGCGAAGGGUACAAGUACGAGAGAAUAGACGGCAACAUCACUGGCGCCCAACGUCAGGAGGCUAUCGACAGAUUUAACGCUCCUGGCGCGCAGCAAUUCGUCUUCUUGCUUUCCACGCGUGCUGGUGGCUUGGGCAUUAAUUUAGCAACGGCAGACACCGUAAUCAUUUACGAUUCCGACUGGAAUCCCCACAACGACAUCCAGGCGUUCAGCAGAGCCCACAGAAUAGGCCAGGCUAACAAAGUCAUGAUAUACAGAUUCGUCACACGUAAUUCCGUGGAAGAAAGAGUGACGCAGGUGGCCAAGCGCAAGAUGAUGCUCACUCACUUGGUCGUGCGGCCGGGCAUGGGCGGCAAAGGCGCCAAUUUCAGUAAACAGGAGCUGGACGACAUUUUACGUUUCGGUACGGAGGAAUUGUUCAAGGAGGAGGAGGGCAAGGAGGACGAAGCUAUACAUUACGACGACAAGGCGGUUGCUGAGUUGCUGGACAGAAGCAAGGAGGGUAUAGAGCAGAAGGAGAACUGGGCCAACGAGUACUUAAGUUCCUUCAAGGUUGCCUCGUACGUAACGAAGGAAGGUGAGACGGAGGAGGAGGCGGACACGGAGAUCAUCAAGCAGGAGGCGGAGAAUACGGAUCCGGCAUAUUGGAUCAAGCUGCUCAGACACCACUACGAGCAGCAACAGGAGGACAUCGCCAGAACGCUCGGAAAAGGCAAACGAGUACGCAAACAAGUUAAUUACACCGACGGCGGUGUAACCGGUGACCAAGGUGCGAGAGACGAUCAGCCGUGGCAAGAGAAUCUGUCCGAUUAUAAUAGCGACUUUAGCGCACCGAGCGACGACGAUAAGGAGGACGACGAUUUCGAUGAGAAAGGCGAUGGUGAUCUUCUGUCUCGUAGAAGCAGACGAAGGCUGGAGAGACGUGACGAAAAGGACAGACCCUUGCCGCCUCUGCUUGCCAGAGUGAACGGAAACAUCGAGGUAUUAGGUUUCAAUGCCAGGCAACGGAAAGCGUUCCUCAAUGCAAUCAUGCGUUACGGGAUGCCACCGCAAGAUGCUUUCAACUCUCAGUGGUUGGUACGCGAUUUACGUGGCAAGUCCGAGAAGAAUUUCAAAGCGUACGUUUCACUCUUUAUGCGCCACCUUUGCGAACCGGGCGCCGACAAUGCGGAAACAUUCGCUGACGGCGUGCCACGAGAGGGUCUCAGCCGGCAGCACGUAUUGACGAGAAUCGGCGUGAUGUCUCUGAUUCGAAAGAAGGUUCAAGAGUUCGAGCACAUUAACGGAUACUACUCUAUGCCGGAGAUGAUACGCAAGCCAGUAGAACCCGUCAAAGUGGAGGGUGUCGGAGAUGCGGCGACUGGUACCAGUAGCACUAGCGCUACCCCAGCCACCUCGAACGCUCCCAGCCCUAGUCCUGCUGCCACGCCGACUCCCACCUCUACUUCGACGAGCAACGACGUUAAUAAAACAAAUUCUGAAUCCUCUGAGGUCAAAGAAUCCCGAGACGAGUCGAAAGAUAAAGAGAGUGCUGAUGCGAAGGAUUCGAAGGAGGACCUGAAGGUCUCUAAAGAGGACGAGGAAACAACUUCUGAGAAAGAUAAGGAGAAGGAAGACAUUAAAAAGGAAGAGAAGGACGUGGAAACGGAGACUGCGGAGAAGGAGAAAGAUAAGUCCGAUACGAAGGAUGAGAAAGUAGCAGCGAAACACGAUGACAAGGCGGAGAGUAGCGAGAGUAAGAUGAAAUCCGAAUCUGAGGAAGACGUUGUUAUUGUUAAGGAUGACGAAGAGGAAGUCGAGAAGCGAGAGGAGAAGGAUAACAAAGAGAAGGAUACCAAGGACUGUGAUGCAGACGUGAUUAAGCCCAAGCGUAAGUUCAUGUUCAACAUAGCCGACGGAGGAUUCACGGAAUUACAUACGCUCUGGCUGAACGAAGAAAAGGCCGCUGUUCCCGGACGCGAGUAUGACAUCUGGCAUCGCCGGCAUGAUUACUGGCUCCUGGCUGGUAUCGUCACACACGGCUAUGGACGUUGGCAGGACAUUCAAAAUGAUAUACGAUUCGCGAUUAUCAAUGAGCCGUUCAAAAUGGACAUGGGGAAAGGCAACUUUUUGGAGAUUAAGAAUAAAUUCUUGGCCAGGCGCUUCAAACUUCUGGAGCAGGCAUUAGUAAUCGAGGAGCAGUUGAGACGAGCCGCUUACCUGAACCUCACGCAGGAUCCUAAUCAUCCUGCUAUGAGCCUGAAUGCACGGUUCGCUGAAGUCGAGUGUCUUGCAGAAUCUCAUCAGCACCUUAGCAAAGAGAGCCUUGCCGGUAACAAGCCGGCCAAUGCCGUCUUACAUAAGGUACUGAAUCAGCUGGAGGAAUUGCUGUCCGACAUGAAAUCGGAUGUUAGCCGCUUACCAGCGACGCUGGCCCGCAUACCCCCAGUUGCUCAGAGACUACAAAUGUCCGAGAGGUCCAUACUAAGCCGACUGGCGGCCACGGCACCCGGUGGUAGCAGCUCUCAGACCGGACAGGCUGCAUUGCUCGCGCAGCAAUUCCCAGCUGGCUUCUCUGGCGGACAACUGCCAGCCACCUUCGCGGGUGCCGCUAACUUCGGGAACUUUCGACCACAAUACUCAGUACCGGGACAACCACCACAAGGUUUCACAGGUACGUGA
Messenger RNA from Ooceraea biroi (clonal raider ant), 6283 nucleotides. It is a transcript of the gene Mi-2, whose product is annotated as chromodomain-helicase-DNA-binding protein Mi-2 homolog. Gene Ontology annotation, cellular component: nucleus; chromatin. Gene Ontology annotation, molecular function: DNA binding; histone binding; ATP binding. NCBI's taxonomy places the organism in Eukaryota, Metazoa, Arthropoda, Insecta, Hymenoptera, Formicidae. The record is from RefSeq and is a predicted model, not a curated record. Gene Ontology annotation, biological process: chromatin remodeling.